Molecule: messenger RNA, 411 nt
Organism: Cyclocybe aegerita
Lineage: Eukaryota; Fungi; Basidiomycota; Agaricomycetes; Agaricales; Hemipholiotaceae
Source: the annotation of a GenBank genome assembly
AUGUCUCUCGACAGUGCGGAGUUUCAUGCAGCUGUUUACGAUUUGGUGAGACUUAUUCCGCCAUGUCGAGUAACUAGCUAUGGCCACAUCGCAAAGCUGGCUGGAAUGCAUAACCACUCCCGUCAUGUUGGACAAGCUCUCAAGUUCCUUCCGCCAAACCCUAAUCCACCGAUUCCAUGGCAUCGUGUUAUUGGUGCAUCUGGAACCAUAUCUUCCCGAGGACCGGGAACGGAUGGUGCCCAACGUCAGCGAGACGCGCUCGAAGCUGAAGGCGUCGAGGUGACAACUGGCCGAACCGGGGAUAUGCGGGUAGAUCUUGCACGGUUUGGUUGGUUCCCUUCAAUAAAUGAGAUUCUCCAGCUACGAGGAGAGGAGGAUGAAGGACGGGAAGACCCUAGCAGUGUAUCCUGA